This is a messenger RNA of Macrobrachium nipponense, 1122 nucleotides long. RefSeq lists its product as uncharacterized. The record is from RefSeq and is a predicted model, not a curated record. NCBI's taxonomy places the organism in Eukaryota, Metazoa, Arthropoda, Malacostraca, Decapoda, Palaemonidae. The transcript is spliced from 2 exons. The coding region runs from base 1 to 1122 and encodes 373 amino acids.
AUGCAAUAUGGACCUCAACAGCCUCUCACCCCAGGAGACCCAGAGAUUUUUUGUAGCUGUCCUGUGUCUAAUGCAGUCCAGGUCAUUGACGGGUUGAGAAGACGUACUAGAGUGCCACAGCCACCAGCACCACGCAGAAAGGACGGCAGGGCAGGGUGGAUUUGGGCUCGGGAGUGGCUGACACAGCGGCAACUACAUGGUGACUACGACCAGCUAGUACAAGAACUGAACAAGGAGGACCGCAAAGGACACAAGAACUUUCUACGAAUCUACCCUGAAUUGUUCGAGGAGAUGGUCGAAAGGCUGACGCCUCUGUUGAAGAAGAAGGACAUGAAGAUGCGGCUUGCACAAGAGGUGGGACUCAAGUUUGCGGUCACUCUCUGCCACCUGGCAAGUGGGAACGACUAUACAAGCCUGCAAUACAGCUUCAUAGUCUCCAAGAGUUCCAUAUGCCGAUUUAUCCCAGUAGUCUGCCAAACCAUUAUCGACAUAUACAAACCAGAAGUGAUGAAGUGCCCUAAGACACCAGAAGAAUGGAAUGACGUAGCAAAACGAUUCGCCUCCAAGUGGAACUACUUCAAUUGUGUGGGAGCCCUGGAUGGGAAAAACGUCACGAUCAAGAAACCCAAAGGUGGAGGAUCACUGUAUUUCAAUUACAAGAAGUUUCACAGCAUCAUCCUCAUGGCCCUCUCCGAUGCAAAGUACAAGCCCCUGUUCGUCGACGUCGGUGCAGGAGGUGCUGGUGAUGGAGGAACCUGGCAUAAGUGCAACCUGGCCAGGGACAUUGCAAACAACCGAGCAGGACUCCCAAAAGACAGAAAUCUGCCCAACAACGACGAACCCAUUCCCUUCCACAUAGUCGCCGACGAUACGUGGUUGAUGAAGCCCUACUCCCAGCAAUCACAAGAUCCCACCGAACAAAUAUACAGCUACAGAUUAUCUCGCACUCGUCGUGUGGUGGAAAACGCAUUUGGCCUGCUGCAGAUGAGAUGGCGAGUCUUUGGGAUGACAAUGCAACAGAAUGUACAGAGACUGUUGACCAACGGCGACAUCGAAGAAGUGGAAGGUCGAGGAGAGAAGUUCAGUGGUGUCGAACGUCCACUAGGAGUUGUGUACCCAUGA